This is a messenger RNA of Didymodactylos carnosus, 237 nucleotides long. The record is from the annotation of a GenBank genome assembly. NCBI's taxonomy places the organism in Eukaryota, Metazoa, Rotifera, Eurotatoria, Philodinida, Philodinidae.
AUGGCAAAAAAAUAUGUUCACGAUGAAGUAAAACCAAAUCAGCGUUAUUCAGAUAUAUUGAAUGAACCACGAAAAUUGUUGUUACCAAUUGAUGGUUAUCAAAAUGUUCCCUUGAUUUCUUUAGAAGAAGCAGUUAGGAAUAUUUCACAUUUAUUAGAUAGUGAUAUAUCUACCAAAGUUUAUAUAGCAAAAGAGAACAGUCGUCAUCCUGAGGAUGGACUUACACCAGACGAAUCU